AUGGAUACGAGUGAUGCUAGGAACCGUAAAGUCAGUGCAGUGGAAAACCUCGAUGUCGAAAUCCCUGAGACUGCUCAUCAGAUUAGCAGCGAUUCAUGGUUUCAGGUAUCAUUUGUGCUAACAACGGGAAUAAACAGUGCCUAUGUGUUGGGAUAUUCCGGGACAGUGAUGGUUCCUUUGGGUUGGAUUGGUGGUGUGGUUGGUCUCCUUCUUGCUACUGCCAUCUCCCUUUACGCAAACUCUCUCAUCGCCAAGCUUCAUGAGUUUGGUGGCAAAAGACACAUCCGCUAUCGAGAUCUCGCUGGCUUCGUCUAUGGUAGUAAAAAGAUGUACCAUUUUACAUGGGGAUUGCAAUAUGUCAAUCUUUUCAUGAUUAACUGUGGCUUCAUCAUUCUUGCUGGUUCCGCUUUAAAGGCUGUUUACGUACUUUUUAGAGAUGAUAGUGUCAUGAAACUGCCUUACUUUAUAGCCAUUGCUGGUUUUGUAUGCGCGGUUUUCGCUAUUGGGAUUCCUCAUUUAUCAGCUCUUGGAAUCUGGCUCGGAGUUUCAACAGUCCUUAGUUUGAUCUACAUUGUUGUUGCAAUUGUUUUAUCAGCUAAAGAUGGAGUAAACAAACCUUCAAGAGAUUACAAGAUACAAGGAUCAUCAAUAGACAAAAUCUUUACCAUAACAGGAGCAGCAGCAAAUCUUGUUUUCGCAUUCAACACCGGAAUGCUCCCGGAAAUUCAAGCCACAGUGAAACAACCGGUUGUUAAAAACAUGAUGAAGGCUCUGUAUUUUCAAUUCACUGCCGGUGUUUUACCAAUGUACGCCGUUACAUUCAUCGGUUAUUGGGCUUACGGGUCCUCCACAUCGACUUAUCUGUUAAACAGCGUUAGUGGACCUAUCUGGGUCAAAGCCCUCGCUAACAUUUCUGCUUUUCUCCAAUCUGUGAUCUCUUUACAUAUUUUUGCGAGUCCGACUUAUGAGUAUAUGGAUACAAAGUUUGGAAUCAAAGGAAGUCCAUUGGCGUUGAAGAAUCUAUUGUUUAGAACAGUAGCAAGAGGAAGCUACCUCGCUGUGAGUACUCUUCUCUCUGCGCUUUUGCCAUUUCUUGGAGAUUUCAUGAGCCUCACGGGAGCGAUAAGCACUUUCCCUCUCACGUUCAUAUUAGCGAAUCACAUGUACGCUGUAGCUAUGCACGAUAAGCUUAGCACUGCUCAAAAGCUAUGGCAUUGGCUUAAUGUCUGCUUCUUUGGGUUAAUGUCUCUCGCUGCUGCUAUUGCUGCGGUUAGACUUAUCACUGUUGACUCCAAGAACUUCCAUGUUUUUGCUGAUGUUUAA
Messenger RNA from Microthlaspi erraticum, 1323 nucleotides. Lineage: Eukaryota; Viridiplantae; Streptophyta; Magnoliopsida; Brassicales; Brassicaceae. The record is from the annotation of a GenBank genome assembly.